AACACAAAACUAUGCAGGAGAUUGGCACGGUGAACAAAUAUUUUCAACUUCAACGUUUGAACAGAUCAUUCCAUCCAGACAGUCUAUUCUCCUCCAUCGCCAUGUUUCUUGAACACUCUCGGCUCGUUUUAACGUUGAUCGUUGCCCUACUCGUGCACGAUAGUUACAGCACGGCCAAUUGUACCGGCAACAAAUUCGACAAAAAGUGCAUCGAUCCCAGCCUGGUGGCCACCUAUGAGGAGAUCAUAGCACUACCAGAACAUCCCGAGAAACUACUGAUCGAUGUCCGGCCAGCAGAUGAAAUCGCAGCAAGCGGAGUAAUUCCAACCAGUAUUAAUAUUCCAAUAAAAAUUGUAACUGAUGAAUUGAAGCUGACCCCGGAUGCAUUUCACGCUAAAUACGGCCGAAAGAAGCCGGAAGCGAAUGAUCCCAUUAUUUUCACCUGUCGUAUAGGAAUUCGCGCUGGAGUGGCAGCCAAUGAAGCGGAUCAGCUGGGAUUCAAAAAUGUGAAGAAUUAUGUCGGAUCUUGGAAGGAAUACUCAGAAAAACGUCAACUUGUAUAAUACCUGAGUUUGAUAUUAUCCAAUUUUAUUGUAAUAUAAGUUUUCGAAGGACUUAAGAAUAAUCAUAUUACAAAUUUGACACAAUCUGAUAUAGGCCUAUCAAAUAUUAAAUUAAUUUACAACGAAUUUCGGUCAUUGUGGUCCACAUCAACUGAAAACACAAAGUGUAUACACUUUUCUGUUAGUACAUUAUUCAAGAUUGAGCAAUAUCUCUAGCAAUGCGACUAGCACUCACCUGCCGAAGUUAAGUCAACAAAGAACGCAAACAGGUCAAAUCACCGUACCAUCUUUCCGAAAGCUGAUUCCCAUAACAUCUGCCAGCCAAGUAGGCGAUGCCUUUCCUUUGGCUGCUUCUUCGUUCCAAUAUUUGAGGAUACCGGUCGGAAGCUGAUUGACACAAUGGCAUAGCAUCUCGUCUUAACAGCAGGCGGCGACAACAACAACGACGACGACGACGACGGCAACGCACGACGCGGCGGCAUGACGGUAGGGAAAAUUUUCAAUGAAGUGAAAUAGAGUAGGUAUCCGAAGCUGGCAGAUUUGCUCAAUAUUUCCGCCUGCUACGAAGACCGCAGUCAAACAAGGCACGCGAGAUUGACGGAAUCUUAAAACGUUGCAAAAGCGUUUCCUCGAGCACGACGACGAAUGGUGAGGAUGAGCCUUUACUGAAGAAAAUGUGCAUCUUGAGUGCUCGUCUCGGCGAGUCGGUGUUCGAGGAGCGGGAGGGUGGAGAAUGCACUCAACAUGCACCUUCCACUCAAUAACGCAGCGUGGCAGAUAGUUUGUAGAAGGUGCGAGUAGAGCGAAAAAAUGCUGAAUUUUCCGACACUAGAAAAGGAAGCUUUCCCGCUUUAGGCAAGAGAUUGUACUUUGCUACUGAAAUUGUGCACCCCGAGCAUAGUGGUACUAAAUGGAGUGAAAAUAUUUGAUCUAACCAUUUUUUUUUUUUGAGAGCUGGAAUAUAUUGUUGAACGGACGGGUUUCGUGUGUAAAGUUGAGGGGUUUAACAGCGCCGAAAAAUGUUUAUGGAGGAAAUAGAUCAUUUCGGAAUUUCGAUUCCAUCUUCUAUCGCAAUUCAUGGAACAACUAAUGUAGACAAUUUAAUCGUUUCAACCAAUCAAUAUUUUAUACAUAAAAUAGCUUCAAGACCCAGCAGAAACUAUUCAAUUUUCCCAUAGAUAACCGAUCUCUGCUGUAAAUCAAUUUAGUCGUCAGUCGUUAGAAACCACAAGUCCUAAGCGAGCAUUCGUCUUCAUUGGCUAUCAAGAUGCUAAACCGCUAUUUACUACGACACAUCACCCAUGAAUUGUUAAUCAGAUGAUGGUCACUGUGGGUGAUGACGUUCCCAGCCAGAUCUGAACCGACUGAUUACACAUAACCCAACUCUUGGAUCGAAAAUUCAACGGCAUUUUCCUAAUCUCCUAACACAAUGGUGCUUCACCUUCGUUAGCCGUCAUAUGUUGCUAAAUCUUUUUGGUUCCGAAUUACGUCUCGCAUCAGCGUUGCCACGUGAGCAUGAGGAUAAUUCCACUUCUUCUGUAAUGGGAUCCAAUUAGCUGCUGCCGGCUCCGACUGACAGGAUGAUUCGCAUAGCCGCGACGUGUCAAUAAUUGUUCUUACACGGUAGUAACACGUGGCUAAACACGUUUCUUGGAAGCAGAUAUGCUCUCCUUGCUGACACGAUAGAUGGGCUAAUUCCAUAUAAUUCUUCGAAGGCUCACAGUAUCAAACCUAGCAUAAAAUUGCAACAAAUGGACUAAAAUAUGUGCGGUGUGAUGAUUUUCCUGCUACUAAUGCUUAGUUAUGUGGAGAAACGACAUUUAUAGAGAAAGAGAGAAAAAAAUAGAGUUGAGAGGUCCAUUUAAACCACUUAAAUUAAGCGUUUCUUACAGUUAAACAUAAUUUAAAUUCAGUACUUACUCUAACUACGGUAAGAAAUAGUUCAGUGCGACAAACAAUGAGUCGAAACAAUAAAA
This is a messenger RNA of Topomyia yanbarensis, 2539 nucleotides long. Its product is annotated as rhodanese domain-containing protein CG4456-like. Gene Ontology annotation, cellular component: mitochondrion. Gene Ontology annotation, molecular function: thiosulfate-cyanide sulfurtransferase activity. Lineage: Eukaryota; Metazoa; Arthropoda; Insecta; Diptera; Culicidae. The coding region runs from base 12 to 563 and encodes 183 amino acids. The record is from RefSeq and is a predicted model, not a curated record. The transcript has 4 exons.